Drosophila erecta is the source of this 429-nucleotide messenger RNA. RefSeq lists its product as uncharacterized. The record is from RefSeq and is a predicted model, not a curated record. NCBI's taxonomy places the organism in Eukaryota, Metazoa, Arthropoda, Insecta, Diptera, Drosophilidae. The transcript is spliced from 2 exons. Bases 109 to 321 code for a protein of 70 amino acids.
AUGAACCAGUGAUUCACUUAGUAAGCUUGUUUUUUCAGUUCAUUAUUUCCCAUAACAACUAUUGCGUAUUGAUUCGCUUAUAUACUCAAUAAGAUACAGAUAAACAACAUGUUUAAGGAGCUGGUUUUGUGGAUGCAUCGUCUGGCGCACGACUUUUGUUUGGCUCGCCCAAUUGCGCCAGUACCUCGACAUGGCUGUCGUGUGCCAGUGAAGAAUGGAUUCUUCGCCAAUUUGAUAUUCUUUGUGGCCAUCGUGACGCCGCUGUACUACUGCCUGCUGAAGGACGUGAUCGCCAUGAUCACAAAGCCCAAGAAGCGUUAAUCCUCGCCAGGACACUAUACGUUUUAGGUCACAGUUUGGUCAGUCAAUGUAGUAGCUAGCUCAAUCCGAACCCAAUCAAUACAGUUUGUGGCAUCGUCUGAAUACUCA